GCUGGGGGUGGGGUGAAUUGACUUUGGGCUGCCGGUUAUAUUUGGGGACCAUAAGUCAUUUGUGGCCAGUGUCAAUUGACUCCUGGAGCCACGCGCGGUCCCAAGGGUCGCGGAUGCGUAGACAGGAGUCUAUGUUGUGGACAUCUCCGGACGUAUUUUGUCCAGCACCUUCCCCUUGGACGGUCUAGUUCACCCCCCCACCCCACCCCCUACGUUAUCAUCAGUCAUUAACACGACAUUGGUCGUGAAGUCUUCCCGAAAAUAUAAAACGGGUCGACUCAGGGCUCCGCUGAAGUCCUUUCCAGGCUGCGGAAAUGGGGUGUUGAGAUUUAUUAUUGUUUUAAAAAUACAAAAUUGUGAGCAGGGCAGGGGGUAGUUAGCAACGGGCCAGUAUAUUACCCUGUGAACUUGUUGCAGGAACAGAUCAGCAGCCGCCUGACCGAAGCACACACGCGCGUCAAGUGGCGCCGUUUAAAGCCACAUUCCUUGCGUCACGCUCACGAGCGCCGGCGAGGAUCCAGCCCGCCGCUCUGCGCGACUCCUGCCCCGCCCCGCCGGCAUCGCCGUGCACCGCUAGCGCACCGCUAGCGCACCGCUAGCGCACGUGGGGGGCGUGCAGGAGGGCGCAGCGGGAACCCUGCUCGUGCCGUGGCCAUGGGCGCAAUCCGCGGCUGGUUCAGCGAGCUGCGCGACAGCCAUCGCUCGAGGAAGCUCAUCCUCGUCAUCGUGUUCGUGGCGCUCCUCCUGGACAACAUGCUGCUCACGGUGGUGGUGCCAAUCAUCCCCAGCUACCUCUACUCCAUCGAAAACCACAACGCCACGCAGGUCCCGCCAUCUCCGACUCCAGGGCUCGCAUCGCGACCUACCCAUCCCGUCCAAAGUCAGCGCAUGCAAACGGCUUCGCUCCCAGCGUCGGGGGCUCACGAACUCCCGACCCCCGGCGGGACGAGGUCGGAGGUCGCGAACGGGACCGAGGGGCCAAGCGAAUGCGAGGAGGGCUCAAACGUAGACCUGUCGAAUGAGAACGUGCGCGUGGGCCUGCUCUUCGCGUCCAAGGCCACCGUGCAGCUCGUGGCCAACCCGUUCAUCGGCCCGCUCACCAACCGGGUUGGUUACCAGAUACCUCUCUUUGCUGGGUUCAUCAUCAUGUUCAUAUCUACAAUAAUGUUUGCGUUCGCCGAGAGCUACGGGCUGCUGGUGUUUGCCAGGUCUCUGCAAGGCAUUGGCUCUUCGUGCUCCUCUGUGGCCGGCAUGGGUCUGCUGGCGAGUGUGUAUCCGGAUGACGACGAGAGAGGCAAUGCUAUGGGCAUCGCUCUGAGUGGUUUGGCCUUGGGGGUGCUGGUGGGACCGCCCUUUGGCAGUCUGAUGUACGCCUUCGUCAGCAAGACGGCGCCAUUCCUGGUGCUCGCUGUGCUCGCGCUGUUCGAUGGAGCCUUACAGCUGUGCGUUCUGCAAAAGCCCAAAGCAAUAGCCGAGAGCCAGAAGGGAUCCUCUCUUCUCACUCUGCUGCAAGACCCUUACAUCCUGAUCGCCGCAGGCGCCAUCUGUUUUGGGAACAUGGGAAUAGGCAUGAUGGAGCCGCUGCUGCCCAUCUGGAUGAUGGAAACCAUGUGUCCCUCCAAGUGGCAGAUCGGCAUGGCGUUCCUCCCAGCCAGCAUUUCAUAUCUGAUCGCAACAAACAUCUUUGGGCCACUCGCUCAUCGCAUGGGAAGGUGGCUGUGCUCCCUCCUGGGGAUGGUGUUGGUUGGCGUGAGCAUGAGCUGUGUACCACUGGCUAAUAACAUUUAUGCCUUGAUUGCUCCGAAUUUUGCAAUUGGUUUUGCGCUGGGCAUGGUGGAUUGUUCCAUGAUGCCCAUCAUGGGCUACCUGGUCGACCUGCGCCACGUCUCCGUCUACGGCAGCGUCUACGCCAUCGCAGACGUCGCCUUCUGCCUCGGCUUCGCGCUAGGUCCCUCGGCUGGAGGAGCCAUAGCCAAAGAGUUGGGCUUCCCCUGGCUAAUGCUCAUUAUCGGCAUCAUCAACAUCCUCUUUGCUCCGCUCUGCUUCUUCCUCCGCAAUCCACCGGGCAAGGAGGAGAAAAUGGCCAUCCUGAUGAGCCAAGGCUGCCCUGUAAACACCAAGACGUACUUCACCCAGAGUAUGCCUAACCAGAUGCAGUCCAUUACUGCCGACGAGACCAUGGAAGAAGAGAGUGAAGAGUGAUGAUUCUGCCACAUACAUGGUGCAAAUAUUAGUACACAACCACACACCCAGUGCAAAAGCCGCAAUUUCAAAACAAACGGAAAAAACAAACGGAACUUCCAUUUCAAAUCUUGACACCUUGCAACUCGGAAAACAUUUAUGCAACAUUGUGAAAAUCGUGCGAUAUGCAUGGUAUUGCAAUGUGUAGGCGGGUUGUUUAUUUUUAUGUGACUGCCCGUCCCUCCUCCAGCCAGCUGGCAAAACUUAUGUUUAAUAGAGGAUGAGAGCAUAUAUCCCGUGCAUUUGCGCAGGACCCACGGCCAGGAUGGAGGACAGGCGUGACACCAGCACGCACAAACCCGGCUCAUCGUUGCGCAGAUGUGCACGGUGAUGUCCCUAUUUGGCACACUCACUUUCGCCAGCCAUCCAUCCAUCCAGGAAUCUAAGCAGGAAUCCAGCCAGCAAGCAAAUUUUUUUUUUCUGAUAGAGCAUAUAUAUGAUACGCCAUUAUGUAUUCACGAAAAAAAAUGUAUUACACUAUUAAGUGCGCAUGACAUUGGUUCAACACGUGCAAACAAUGAACAAAUAAUUGCGAUGGUACAUUUCACAUUAAGCAAGUGCUCAUAAUCCUUAGUAGCCAUGGUCAAUCCACUGCUAGAUGAGGACCUUGCAAACCCAUUGCCGUCUCUCGUUAUCCUGCGAUUAAAUAUUCCAGUGCACCAGCACACGAGCCGGUUUCUCUCCGUCUCCAUCAGUGGAUGUCGUCUGUGACAAUAAUGCCAAAAAUGCAGUCAAAUUAACAAAAAAAUACUCAGAUGCCUGCUCAAGCUUAUGGAUUUAUGCUGCAUACAUUCAAUGUGUACUUAAAAGCUACAUUUGCAGGUGAAUACAUGUUUAAUUUGGUCAAAGUACAAUAAAUAUAUAAUUCUUGUGGCAGUAUUGGAAAGAAAGCAAUUUUAGGAUGUCUAUCCACUGGCAUGUUGAUGUUUGUUACCAUGCAUAUAUACCCAUAACAUUUUAUUAAAGUAAAUACACAAAUGUACGCUUCAUUUAUUUACAUGCCACCUUGAUGGGACUAAAUGACAUUAAUAUACUUUAGACUGUGCUAUUUGUUUUUAUUAACGUACCGUUUUCACGUUUAAAAUCCAACAUGAUGUGUUGGAGCCACCGCAAAUGUAAUAUUAACUGUAUAUUGUGCCUAUUGACACCAACUUUGCUUGGAUUGUAUGAACCUUGUUGGAAAUAUUUGCACAAAUGCCAUUGAAAAGGAUAAAUAUUUACUUGCCAAUUAAACAAAAAUGUAUACUGUUAAUAUAAAACCAUCAGCUCAGCCAUCUAGUUCCAAUUAAGAGAUGGCAUCAUUGUAUUAUAUUCUUGUUAGCUAUUGACAUAGCUCUAUGAAAAGAAUACAGAUAGCAAGACAACUGUUCUUUCAUGUUGACCUUGAAAUAAAAAUACAUUGAAAAAG
This is a messenger RNA of Petromyzon marinus (sea lamprey), 3649 nucleotides long. RefSeq names its product synaptic vesicular amine transporter-like. Gene Ontology annotation, cellular component: terminal bouton; synaptic vesicle membrane. The record is from RefSeq and is a predicted model, not a curated record. Gene Ontology annotation, biological process: aminergic neurotransmitter loading into synaptic vesicle; transmembrane transport; xenobiotic transport. Gene Ontology annotation, molecular function: serotonin:sodium:chloride symporter activity; xenobiotic transmembrane transporter activity. NCBI's taxonomy places the organism in Eukaryota, Metazoa, Chordata, Hyperoartia, Petromyzontiformes, Petromyzontidae.